CGCGCCGCGGGAAGGUCGUGCUACACCUCGCGCCGGUCCCUACUUCACGCAAUAAAUAUUUAAUACACAAACUGAUCUCAAACGAUAAACAACAAAUUCAUGAGUGAAAAAUUUAAUCAACUUCAACAAAUAAGGACUAUUACAACCGAGUACGUAACGGACUACAGUGCAGUGAAAUGCUAGGAAGUUUUUCUUCAGCGCUCAAGUGUACCACGUACUUUGUUUCGGAAAUGGUGAUAUCGACCCACGGGGUGUGUUUAUGAGACGUUUUGUGGUGAAAUGAAAAUUCUGUGAUAAUGUACGCUAUAACGGCAGUACUCUGUGCGCUGGUGCACGUCGGUUCGGCGGUGUUGCCCUACGGCUCGGACAAAUGCGUUCGGGUCGCGGACCGCGGAUCGGACGGCGGCGUGCUCUGCAGGAUACGCACUCUGGACGGUGACGGCAGCAGCAUCAUCUCAGUGAAUUCGGACACUAGCCGGCUGGCUAUUGAGUGCAAUCAUCUACUACUUUUUGAAAGCUCUCUAAGGGCUCACUACUUUAGUCCAGUUUCAGCGCUCACCGAACUCACAAUAAACAACUGCAAAUUGCUACAAGUGCCAGACAAUACUUUUCACGAAUUGAAGAAAUUAAAGAAGUUAAAGAUACGCUCCAAGAAUUUCGAGUGGAGUCCUACUAAGAAUUUAGAAUUAUCUCUGAAUGCUUUCAAUGGAUUGUCGGAACUGCAGUCGUUGGAUCUCGCUCAGAAUAACAUAAAAUUUGUUCCUUCCGGCGUGUUCUGCUCUCUGGAAAAUUUGAGCACAUUGAAUUUGACGCACAAUAGAAUAAGAACAGUAGGACAACUUGGAUUCGGACAAGGCUGCGGAUCAAACUUGCACGGCUUAGACUUGAGUUAUAACGAGAUUAAGUCGCUGCCUGAAGAUUCAGAAUUAUUAAAAUUAAGGAGCUUGCAACAUUUAUAUCUACAACAUAAUAAUAUCUCUGACAUAUCAAGUGAGGCUUUCAACGGACUUGUAUCAAUGAGAGUCCUGAACAUAUCACAUAACCACCUACAUACACUGCCCGAAGGCCUUUUUGCUAAUGCUAGAGAAUUAAGAGAAAUAUACCUUAACGAUAAUACUCUAUUUGAAUUGGCUCGAGGAAUAUUUCAUCGCUUGGAACAGCUGAUUGUUUUGGAUUUAUCGAGCAAUCAACUAACUAGUAGUCAUAUUGAUGAUGGAACAUUUUUGGGAUUAAUACGCUUAAUAGUUUUGAACUUAUCCAACAAUGCCUUAACUAGAAUCGACGGAAAAACAUUCAAAGAUCUAUUCUUCCUUCAAAUACUGAACCUGAAGAACAACUCUAUUGGCUACAUCGAAGAUAACGCAUUCCUGCCGCUGUAUAAUCUACAUACGCUAAAUCUAGCGGAGAAUCGGCUUCAUACAAUAGAUGAGAACUUGUUCAACGGUUUAUUUGUUUUAAGCAAAUUGACUCUCAACAACAAUUUGCUUGUAAAUAUUGACCGCAAAGCUUUCAAAAAUUGCUCUGACUUAAAAGAGUUGGAUUUGAGCUCCAAUCAACUUUUAGAGGUUCCCGACGCAUUGUGGGAACUCUCUUUCCUGAAAACACUCGACCUCGGAGAGAAUCAAAUAUCCAACUUCAAAAAUGGUUCCUUCAAAAACCUAAACCAAUUAACGGGACUGAGACUGAUUGACAAUCAAAUUGGGAAUCUCUCCGUCGGAAUGUUUUGGGACUUACCGAGCUUACAAGUGCUUAACAUCGCCAAGAACAAGAUCCAGUCAAUCGAGAGAGGGACUUUUAGCAGAAAUAUGCAACUGGAGGCCAUCCGGCUCGACGGGAAUUUCCUGUCUGACAUCAACGGUGUGUUCUCGACGCUCGCGAGCCUUUUGUGGCUCAAUUUAUCGGAAAAUCAUCUAGUGUGGUUCGAUUACGCGUUUGUGCCCAGCAAUCUAAAGUGGUUAGACAUUCACGGCAAUUUCAUUGAACACUUGGGUAACUACUACAAGUUGCAAGAUGAGAUCCGUAUAAAGACAUUGGACGUUAGCCAUAAUCGUAUAGCGGAAAUAUCGCCGAUGGCGAUUCCUAAUAGUGUUGAACUGUUGUUUAUCAACAAUAACUUUUUAAAUAAUAUUCAUGUGAAUACGUUUUUCGAUAAAAAGAACUUGACGCGUGUGGACAUGUAUGCUAAUGAGCUUGUGCAUUUAGAACUUAAUAGUAUGCGUUUAGCUACAGUGCCGCUCAAUAAAAGUUUACCUGAGUUUUAUAUCGGCGGGAAUCCGUUUCAGUGUGACUGUACUAUGGAGUGGUUACCAAUCAUAAACAAUAUGACCGCUAUGAGACAAUAUCCGCGUGUGAUGGACUUAGAAAAUGUUUUGUGUAAAAUGACGAACACUCGAAGUGGAACUCAUGUGCCCCUAACUAACUUAAAAACAACUGACUUUCUUUGUAAGUAUGAGACUCAUUGUUUUGCAAUCUGUCAUUGCUGCGACUAUGAUGCGUGUGACUGUGAAAUGACAUGCCCUCAAAACUGUACCUGUUACCACGAUCCAUUGUGGAACACCAACGUUGUGGACUGUUCCGGACAAUCGUCAAUAGAAAUACCGCACAAAAUACCCAUGGAUGCAACCGAGGUAUUUUUAGAUGGAAAUAAUAUAAAGGAACUACAAGACCACGUUUUUAUUGGAAGGCAGAAAAUGAGAUCGCUGUACGUGAACAACAGCAACGUCGAUAGCAUACAAAAUCGAACUUUUGCCGGCUUGAAUGCUCUACAAAUUCUACACUUGGGCAACAACAAACUAAAAGAACUGAAAGGGUAUGAAUUCCUACAAUUGAGUAGCUUGAAAGAAUUGUUCUUACAAAACAAUCUCAUUAGCCAUAUCGCUAACAUAUCAUUCCUUUCUUUAAAAUCUUUAGAAGUGUUACGCCUUGACGGCAACAGACUAGUCGAUUUUGGCGUAUGGACUUUUAACAACAACCCUAAUUUAAAAGCUUUGUCACUGGGCAACAACCUGUGGUCUUGCAAAUGUCGCUACUUACAAGAGUUAACUGCAUAUUUGGCUGAGAAUGCGCAAAAAAUCAUCGACAUUACCGACGUAUGGUGUUGGAACGGCGACGCGAAGCCGCCUCAGAAAAAAGAGCUCAAUUUAAACGGUACAGCCUGCAGCGAUUAUUAUGCUGAUAAUUCAGUCAUCGGAAACAUGCUUGUGUCCAACUAUGUUCCCAUGAUGGUCUCGACGCUCACCGGCUUUAUGUUAAUUUUAUUGGCCCUCGUCGUACUAUUCCUUUUUAGAGAUUCACUCAGAGUGUGGCUGUACACAAAUUGUGGCAUAAGAGUGUUCUCGUUCUCGGGCGCAUUUGAAGAGAGCCAAAAAUUAUACGACGCUUAUGUUUGCUACAGCCCGAAAGAUGAAGAAUCUGUCGUUCAGUCACUGGCGAAUGAACUAGAAAACGGGAAUCCAUCAUACCGACUCUGCCUUCAUUAUAGAGACAUUCCACACCACGGCGCUCAGUACAUGCAAUGCGCGCCGCCUGUCGUCGAGACCGCGGAAGCAUCGAAACGAAUAAUCAUCGUGCUAACGAGAAAUUUCAUGCAAACGGAAUGGUCUCGAUACGAAUUCCGUCAGGGGCUGCACGAUGCGUUGAAAGGGUGUAUUUAUAAACUAGUACUAAUAGAAGAAUACUCCGUUGUGGCGGAUGCGAUGUGCGACCCCGAUUUGCGUCCCUAUCUUAAAACGGGGUCGCGGUUACGAUGGGGCGAGAAAAGGUUUUGGAAGCGCCUCAGGUACAUGAUGCCGGAAUCGCAGCCGAAUCAUAAGGCGCGGAGCCACAACUAUAGAAAGAGUUUGAAUACUUAUACGUUAGAUUCGUCGGUGCCUAACGGUGGGAACCGCACGUUGCCUUUCCCUGAAAGAUCACCUGUGUUGGGAGGAGGGCAAGGUGCUAGCGCCCCGCCGGAGUAUAGUAGUGAAGUGCGGCAGUCGCCGUCAGCUGUGAGGCAGACGCAGGCGGUGGCGUACGGGCCAGAUGGAAGGCCGAUCUCAGAUCAUAUUUAUUCAUCAAUAGACUCUGAUUACUCGUCGCUGGAGCACGGCAUGGCCCCGGGCCGGCGGCGGGACAUGCGCCAGUGGCCGCCGCCGCCGCCGCUCGUCGACACGGGCAACGCCGUGCAAGCUUACCUAGUCUAGACGGGCACUCUGCCCACCUUCCAGUCAUAAUUGUAAAUAAAGUAGUCUUAGAAGCGCGCUGUAAAUAUUGUAAUUAUUAGAAUGUAAGUGCUAUACCAAAUGUAUGUAAGUGAACUAUUAUUGCCUGUUCGUUAUCAAGUGUAUAGAUAUUAAAAUUUUAAAGACUGCUGUAGUAUAUGAUUGUAAAUAGCGAAAACAAGUGAUCAUUCUAUAUUAUUAUCAGUAAUAUGGUUAUUUAUACAAAUAAAUUAAAGUGAUGAAGAUUUAUAA
Messenger RNA from Helicoverpa zea (corn earworm), 4451 nucleotides. It is a transcript of the gene 18w, whose product is annotated as toll-like receptor 7. The coding region runs from base 297 to 4181 and encodes 1294 amino acids. The transcript has a single exon. Gene Ontology annotation, molecular function: protein binding. The record is from RefSeq and is a predicted model, not a curated record. NCBI's taxonomy places the organism in Eukaryota, Metazoa, Arthropoda, Insecta, Lepidoptera, Noctuidae. Gene Ontology annotation, cellular component: extracellular matrix. Gene Ontology annotation, biological process: signal transduction.